GAAGGGUGUGCACAUGUUUCAGUGUAUGUCGAGUGCAGAGCCCUUCCUCACAUUUUGCCCCCUUGCACACACACACACACACACACACACUAGUCUGCUAUUAGGCAGUAUUAGAGGUGAAACCCCCCAAUUCAAAGGCAGCACAAAAUCCUCAUCUGUUUGUCAAUGUCCUCCUUGUCUAAAGUGUCCGCCUCGCAUUAGCAGGUUCACUGGAGGUUUCUGACCUUUGUGUUUUUUUUUUUUGUUUUAAUCUGCUAGUUGGUUUUGCCUUCAUGCUAACCUCUCAUUGGACAGGGGAGCCUGUCUCUGAAAAUAACAAUAAUCCACUAUGAUUUACCCCCCCCCCCUCCUGUUUCUCCCUCCAAUCCAGCACCUCCACUCUAAACCUGCAGCUGGUCAGAGAUUUAAUCGGGCCGGAUUAUCUAGUCUCUCGUACUGUGGGCCACCAUAUCAGCAGGUGGUCUUCCCUGUCACAUACGUCGCAAGGGGCUGAAUCACGGGUUGAGCUGGUCCACUUUCAUUUGAGCCCCCCACCCCUUUUUUUUUUUUGCUUUAUUUGAUUUGAUUUCCUACAUGCAUGUUUAGCUUUCAGUGGGACAGCCUUCCCCUUAUGCUGUUUAGGGCACUUUCACAUCCUGCAUUUGUCUGAAAACGGCCUGGACACAAAAGCAACACUUGGACAAGGAAGAGGAUGAAAAGUGAGGGGCGAAAAAAGAAAAGAAAAACACCUAAACAAUUAAAAGCAAGGAUGUGUGGCGAUUCAGCUGUGUCAACGCUUCUGUCAGUCAGGGCCAGCCUGUGAUCACACUCCGGGACGCCGAGGAGUCGAGCGCAGACCACUAUGUGCGAGCAGCCUCCGGCUGGUGACAACUUUGCUGUCUACUUUUCUUUAUGAGAAUUCAUGGGAUACACAGAAUAAUGUUAGAAAUACAGAGAACCGAGAACCUGAGCUUCAAGGUGUGGAUUAUAUGCUGCUGCUGUUGUAGUGCCAUCCACUCAGCAGAGGCGCAGAGCAGCAUUCCUGCAGAGACGGUGAAGCUGUGGGCAGAUGCAUUUGGAGGAGAACUGUACUCCUUAGUGACAAAAUUUUCCGGAUGGCAUUUACUUCAAAAGAAAUACAAGGAUGUUGAACCAACAAUAAAGAUUGAAGAAGUGGAUGGUUUGGAAUUAGUAAAGAAAUUUGGAGAAGAAAUGGAAAGGAUGUUGGGCAGAAAAAUGAAGGCUGUUAAGAGACUUGUUGAAGCUGCUGAAGAUGCAGAUGUUAAUCAUGAAUUCAACAAGUCACUGGUGUUUGACUAUUAUAAUUCUGUGAAGAUUAAUGAAAAGAAUGAGAAUGGAACUUUUGUGGAGCUGGGACAAAAGUUUGUGCUCGAACCCAAUAAGCACUUCAAUAACCUUCUAGUCAACACCUCUUUGAGCAACAUCCAAGUCCCAACCAAUGUCUACAACAAAGACCCAGACAUCCUGAAUGGUGUGUAUAUGUCUGAGGCUUUAAACCCAGUGUUUGUCAACAACUUCAGGAGGGACCCAACUCUCACAUGGCAAUUCUUUGGAAGUUCAACUGGAUUCUUUCGGCUCUACCCAGGUAUCAAAUGGGCACCUGAUGAGAAUGGCGUUAUCUCUUAUGACUGCCGCAACAGAAACUGGUAUAUCCAGGCUGCCACUUCUCCGAAAGACAUUGUGAUACUGAUGGAUGUGAGUGGCAGCAUGAAGGGAUUAAGAAUGACCAUCGCCAAGCACACCAUCACCACUAUCCUGGACACGCUUGGAGAGAAUGACUUUGUUAACAUCAUUGCUUACAACGAUUAUGUUCAUUAUGUGGAGCCAUGCUUCAAAGGGAUUCUGGUUCAAGCGGAUUUAGACAAUCGAGAGCACUUCAAAUUGCUUGUUGAAAACCUUCAUGCCAAAGGGGUGGGUAGAGUGAAGAAUGCUCUAAAGGAAGCCUUUCGAGUCCUCUAUGAGUUCAACCAGACAGGCCAAGGAAGUCUGUGUAAUCAAGCUAUUAUGCUGAUCACUGAUGGAGCUCUGGAAGAUUAUGAAGAAGUGUUUGAGGAAUACAACUGGCCUGACCGGAAGGUUCGUGUUUUUACCUACCUGAUUGGAAGGGAAGUCACCUUUGCUGAAAAUGUAAAGUGGAUUGCAUGUAACAACAAAGGCUAUUACACGCAGAUCUCUACACUGGCCGACGUCCAAGAAAAUGUCAUGGAAUACCUGCAUGUGCUCAGUAGGCCAAUGGUGAUCAACCAUGAUCACGAUAUCAUCUGGACAGAGGCCUACAUGGAUACUGCACUCCCUCAGUCGGAAGAGCUUUUUAAUUCUCAAGCCCAAAGUUUACUCCUGAUGACCACUGUGGCUAUGCCAGUUUUCAGUAAGAAAAAUGAAACGCGCUCUGAGGGAAUUCUUUUGGGAGUGGUGGGUUCUGACGUGCCUCUGAGAGAACUGAUGAAGCUGGCCCCCAGAUACAAGCUUGGAGUCCAUGGCUAUGCUUUUAUAAACACCAACAAUGGAUACAUUCUCUCGCACCCUGACUUGAGGCCUUUGUACAAAGAAGGUAAAAAGCUGAAACCAAAGCCUAACUAUAACAGUGUGGACCUGUCUGAAGUAGAGUGGGAGGAUACAGAGGAGGUUCUGAGGACUGCUAUGGUAAAUGCAAAGACGGGCACUCUAUCAAUGGAUGUCAAAGUGACUGUGGAAAAGGGGAGAAGAGUGCUGUUCCUCACAAAUGAUUACUUUUAUACUGGGAUUAAUGAGACUCCAUUCAGCUUGGGGGUAGUUCUUUCAAGAGGACACGGUGAAUACAUCUUUAUUGGGAAUAUCUCCGUAGAAGAAGGCUUGCAUGACUUGAUGCAACCAGAUUUGUCAUUAGCAAAUGAAUGGAUUUACUGUGUGACUGACAUUGAUCCUGAUCAUCGAAAGCUCUCACAACUGGAAGCUGUAUCACGAUACCUUACAGGACAGGAGCCUGACCUGGAAUGUGACGAGGAGCUGGUGCAGGAAGUACUCUUUGAUGCCGUAGUCACCGCCCCCCUUGAAGCCUACUGGACAGCCCUGGCACUCAACCUUUCAAGGGAUGAAGAUGGCAUUCAGCUUGCAUUCUUGGGAACUCGAGCUGGACUUGUUCGGCACAAUUUAUUUGUAGGAAUUGAAAAGCAGGUUGAUAAAAAAUUCCUCACCAAAGCAGAUAAAGAGAGUAUAUUCACUAUGGAUCACUUUCCUCUGUGGUACCGGCGAGCAGCAGAACAUCCAAUCGGCAGUUUUAUCUACUAUAUUCCAUAUGAGGAAGCACAAGAAGCAAAAUCAAAGAAUGAACUUGUAAUUGCAAGCACGGCUGUCUCUGUUACCAUCAACAAAAAAUUGGCAAUUGCUGCAGCCAUUGGGCUCCAACUGAAGCUCGAACUUAUGGAAGGCUUGUUUUGGACGGCCACUAAGCAGCCCAACAAUACUGAUUGCAGCCUGGUCGAAGGGAAGUGUCCAAUCAGCUGUGAAGACAAUAAUCUGAAUUGUUACCUUCUUGACAAUAAUGGCUUCAUUCUAAUUUCAAAAGAAAAAAAGCAGACAGGGAAGUUCAUUGGAGAAGUUGACGGCGCUGUGGUACUUCAGCUUGUCAGCAUGGGCAUGUUCAAGCAGGUGACGCUCUACGAUUACCAGGCCAUGUGUAAGAGCCACCAUCAUCACCACAGUGGAGCACAGCGUCUGAUGAGUCCUUUCUAUGGAUUGUUGGCAUCUCUGAAAUGGCUUCUCAGCAAUUUUCUCCUGUUCCUCAUUGAGUUUAAUUUCUGUGGAUUAUGGCAUUCGGACACUCGUGUGGAAGCCAAGGCUAUCUUCCAUUCGUCCCACAAGCACAAGAAGCACGGUAUGCUUCAGCCAUGUGACACGGAGUAUCCAGCAUUUGUGUAUGAACCGUCUAUCAAAGAGACCAACGGUUUCAUUUCUUGCAAUGGCUGUCAAAAAAUGUUUGUGGUCCAGCAGAUUACCAACAGCAAUUUACUGAUGCUGAUAACCGAAGCUGAAUGUGACUGCAGUAUCUUCCCUCCUGUCACACUCCAGGCGAAGGAAGUCAAAUAUAAUGCAUCUGUGAAGUGUGAAAGAAUGCGCUCUCAGAAAACCCGCAGGAGGCCUGACUCGUGCCACUCUUUUCACCCUGAGGAAAAUGCCCAAGACUGCGGAGGAGCUUCUCAGAUCUCCUUCUCCCUGGAGCUGCUCCUACUUCUUCUCAGCACAGCAGUGGCAGCAUCGCAGUGACAGGAUGAAGGCCGCUUCACAGUGCACAUCACUCUGGACCAAAGCAGCAUGUGUGCAGUAUUCCUUAGCUGGUGGAGGUUACCCAAACCUAUUCUAGUUUAUUUUAAUUUUAUUAUAUUUGCUGAAGUGAAAUACUAAUACAAUUCAACAUUUGAUUAAUGGCGACAGUGGGAUAUCCAGGGGUUGUAUCUAGGUGGUGCAUGCCCAGCGCAGACAAGCCUGGAGGAGCUUGGGACUGUCACUUUGUUCUUCCACUUUGCUAACUUUAUUUUCCCUUAAGUUACUCCUUUUUGAAAGCAUUAAGUGUAGCUCAUAAAUGUGAUCUCCAUUGAUUUUUAAUCAGCAAUAAUCUGGGUUAAGAUUCCCUUGAAGAGAAGCUGACACCUUUACCACCACAGCUACAGGAAUGAGCGGGGGCGUCAUUGUAUUGUGAAUGCCGGGCCUUGAGGCACAACUGCACUAAAUUGAAUUUUCUGGAGACCUGUAUUCUUCCAUUAAUUCAGGACUUUUCUGAUCUAAGUCACACGCACACACACACGCACACACACAUGAUGUGAGUGUUUUAUGACUUGUCGGCUUUUUUACUUCAUUCCAUUGCAAUUUUACAUGAAACGAGCAGCCAUUUGACACAAAGCUAUAAAGCACUGUCGAGCAUAACUUGAGGUUUGGAUACACACGCUUACCCAUCCCUUUCCUCACCACAGAUGAAAAGCAAGCAGCACAUUUGAUAUGAACCGUUCUAUAGUGAUCAUC
Erpetoichthys calabaricus (reedfish) is the source of this 4995-nucleotide messenger RNA. RefSeq names its product calcium channel, voltage-dependent, alpha 2/delta subunit 4a (gene cacna2d4a). NCBI's taxonomy places the organism in Eukaryota, Metazoa, Chordata, Cladistia, Polypteriformes, Polypteridae. Bases 892 to 4242 code for a protein of 1116 amino acids. Gene Ontology annotation, cellular component: voltage-gated calcium channel complex. Gene Ontology annotation, molecular function: voltage-gated calcium channel activity. The record is from RefSeq and is a predicted model, not a curated record. The transcript is spliced from 40 exons.